UAUCAAAUUUCUGUUACUAAACUCGAAUAUCAUGAACAUCACAGACACACGAAAAACAUUUACACACAACAAACUAAUCACUAAAAUCAGAUAGGAAACAGAGAGAAGAGAGUGGUAUAAGAAAGAAAACACCAAGAGGAGCAAAAAUGGCACAGGUAAAACCUGUGGAGAAACCCCAAGAAUCCUCUGACAUGGAAGUGAAAGAUACAGGGAACACUACUUCCUUCAAAUUCAAUGCUCAGGCACCUGAAUUUGUUCCCAGAUCGCAUACCCAAAUGCCGAUUUCGGGUUAUUUCUAUCCCUGCUUUCACUUUCUUGGUGACACUGCUUCCCCGGAUUGGUUUUAUAUUGGGGACCAAGAAAUACCUCCUUAUUUGAUCUCCAAUCCCAAUAUUCCUAUAACCAAUCGAUCCAAGAAUGUACUACCCGAUGAGCUUCAGCAGAAAAUCAUCAAACAGGUGGAGUACCAGUUCAGUGACAUGAGUCUAUUAGCAAAUGAAUCAUUAGCAAAACACAUGAGUAAAGAUCCUGAAGGAUAUGUUCCGAUAUCUGUUGUUGCUUCUACGAAAAAGAUGAAGUCACUUAUUAGUAACAACCAUAUGCUUGCACAAGCACUCCGGUCCUCUUCAAAGCUUGUUGUAAGUGACGAUGGAAAGAAGGUUAAACGUAAGCACCCUUUCACUGAAAAAGACAAAGAAGAAUUGCAGGUAAAACAGAUGCUUCCUAAACUAUAUGGAUCUAAUUUUUUUUUUUUUAUGGUUCUAUUGGAAGAUUCAGAGUGUUUACUUUUUUCUUUUUUGCAGUCUCGUACUGUUGUGGCAGAGAACUUGCCAGAAGAUCACUCUCAUCAAAACCUAGAGAAGAUAUUUAGUGUGGUUGGGAGUGUGAAAACUAUCCGAAUAUGCCAUCCCCACGAAUCCAAUUCUUCCCGGUCCAAAGGUGAUUUCAUUAUUAGCAACAAGCUCCAUGCGCUGGUGGAGUACGAGACAACAGACAUAGCAGAUAAAGCGGUUGAUAAGUUGAGUGAUGAGAGGAACUGGAGAAAAGGACUCCGAGUAAGGACUUUGGUCAGACGCUCGCCAAAAUCCGUUUUGAAGAACAGAAAGUCUGAAUUCGAUAUUUUAGAGGAUGAUGACACACCACACUAUGAAUCUGCAGAAGAUAGUUCUCAGCCAAGCCACAUUGAUCUGGUUAUUGAUAGUAUGAAUGCUGAAGAAAAUUCAAUGGGAUCCAAGAAAGGAUGGGCAUGGGGACGUGGGAAGGCCCGGGGGCGUGGUGCAAGCCAGAGUGGACGUGGCCUGAUUGCUCCAUCUCCGCAAUCAGGCUGCGCCAUACAGUGUGAAGCCUCUGCCAAACCAAAUACAAAGGGCCCGAGGAUGCCGGACGGGACUAGGGGUUUCACCAUGGGAAGAGGCAAGCCAUUAAGAACCACCAGUUCGCCUUAAGAGUGAUGGAUGGUGGCUCAUUUUUGUUCUGAUCUACUUAGUUACUAGUACAUGUCUGGCUCUGUCUUCCCUGCAAGUCUUGGAAAAAGGGGAAGUGGAUUAAGCGGCCAUUAAAUGUGUAAUGGAUUAUACCUGGUGUUGCUGAUUUUGUUGGUUUAUUCGGUGAUGUAUGAUAUGUGGUAAAGUGUGGGAAUAGCUCACCAUUUUUUGUUUCUCAUCUUUUAUAGAGCUACUUUGCAUUUUUCAUGGGAACUCAAUUCUUUUUGUACAAUUCUAUUUGAAUAAUAA
Molecule: messenger RNA, 1733 nt
Organism: Rosa rugosa (rugosa rose)
Lineage: Eukaryota; Viridiplantae; Streptophyta; Magnoliopsida; Rosales; Rosaceae
Product: la-related protein 6C
Exons: 9
Coding region: 147-1445 (432 amino acids)
Biological process (GO): RNA processing
Cellular component (GO): nucleus
Molecular function (GO): mRNA binding
Source: RefSeq, a predicted model, not a curated record